Molecule: messenger RNA, 345 nt
Organism: Lathyrus sativus (Indian pea)
Lineage: Eukaryota; Viridiplantae; Streptophyta; Magnoliopsida; Fabales; Fabaceae
Source: the annotation of a GenBank genome assembly
AUGUUGUCAAUGUCAUUUAUCGCAAUUGAUGUUUAUGCAAAGCUUGUCUUCUCAAUCUUGAAGGGAUCAAGCAAACUCUUUCUUCUCUCCAAGAUUCUAGCUGUUACUGUUAGAUUCAUUGUAAAAGAUGCUGAGGAGAAGAAGAUCUCUUUUAAUCCAAGACCAUUUUCCAGGCUGUUCAUCAACUGGCUUCUAGACCUUGGCUCACUUGAGCCUGUUACUGAUGGUGCAAAUCUCCAGGUGUUUGUGACUUUCAUUUAUCCUUCUUUACUUUCUUUUUAUUUUGGGUACAAACAUGGGGUCAAAGCCUUUUCUCCAUUAGUUUAUAUUCUAGAAUGGUCAUAA